Molecule: messenger RNA, 1020 nt
Organism: Mirounga angustirostris (Northern elephant seal)
Lineage: Eukaryota; Metazoa; Chordata; Mammalia; Carnivora; Phocidae
Product: melanoma-associated antigen B5-like
Exons: 1
Coding region: 1-1020 (339 amino acids)
Biological process (GO): negative regulation of transcription by RNA polymerase II
Cellular component (GO): nucleus
Source: RefSeq, a predicted model, not a curated record
AUGCCUCGGGGUCAGAAGAGUAAGCACCGCACUCGUGAGAAACGCCACCAGUCUCGUGGUGACUCCCAGAGUCACAGGAGAGUUCAGGCCCCAGUAGCAUUGGAAGAGUCCCCCACCUCCUCUUCUCCUGUUUUGGAGGGUAGUACUCAGAGUUUAUCAGCUACUGAGUCACCUUACACCUCCCAAGAGUCUUGGGGCGCCCCAUCUACCACCAUUACCUCUUCAGAUAUCUCUGGUACAAGAUCUGAUGAAGGUGAGAACAGCCAAGAUGAGGAACAUCUAUGUUUCUCUGAUGUCUUACCUUCUACUGAGAGCUCAUGCAUUGAUAUUCUAACUAUGAAGGUGGGUUUGUUGGAACAGUUUAUUCUGUACAAAUAUAAAAUGAAACAGCCCAUUAUGAAGGAAGACAUGCUGAAGAUUAUUGGCCAAAAUUACAAAAACCAAUAUCCUGAGAUCCUUAAGAGAGCCUCUGAACGCAUUGAGGUUGUCUUUGCAGUCAACUUGAAAGAAAUCGACUCAACCAGCCACUCUUAUGACCUCAUCAGCAAAGUGAAACUCCCUAACAAUGGGAGGGUGCGUGCUGGCAGGGGGUUACCCAAGACUGGUCUCCUGAUGACAGUCCUGGGUGUGAUCUUCAUGAAGGGCAACCGUGCUGCUGAGGAAGACCUCUGGAAAUUCCUGGGUAUGAUGCGAGUAUUUGCUGGGAGGAAGCAUUUCAUCUAUGGAGAGCCUAGGAAGCUCAUCACCAAAGACUUAGUGAGGCUAAAGUACCUGGAGUACUGCCAAGUACCCAACAGUGAACCUCCACGCUAUGAGUUCCUGUGGGGUCCUAAAGCCCAAGCUGAAACCAGCAAGAUGAAAGUCCUAGAAUUUUUGGCCAAAGUCAAUGAUACGGUUCCCAGUGCCUUCUCAUCAAAAUAUGAAGAAGCUUUGAGAGAUGAGGAAGCAAGAGCCCGAGCCAAAUCUACAGCCAGUGGGAAUUACAGGGGCACAUCCAGCAGCCUCUCCCACCCCUACUGA